Molecule: messenger RNA, 785 nt
Organism: Ceratitis capitata (Mediterranean fruit fly)
Lineage: Eukaryota; Metazoa; Arthropoda; Insecta; Diptera; Tephritidae
Product: golgin subfamily A member 7
Exons: 4
Coding region: 62-553 (163 amino acids)
Biological process (GO): protein targeting to membrane; peptidyl-L-cysteine S-palmitoylation
Cellular component (GO): palmitoyltransferase complex
Source: RefSeq, a predicted model, not a curated record
GUGUGUACUCAAUCAAAAUUUAUAGUUUUUAUUCAUAUCGCAUUGCAUUGAUGGAAAAUAAAUGUCUCUGCAUCGACCAAUAGUUUUGGAUUUCCCACAAACCAGCAAUAAAAAGAUGAGCCCGUCAAAAAAAAAGAAGAUGUCGCAAGGUUUAACCUCGCUACAGGGCGGCUCCAACAAGGUGUUCAUACAACGCGAUUAUAGCGAAGGCACCUCGGUCAAAUUCCACACUCGACUCCCCAGCGAAUUGGAAGGCCUGGUUGAGCGACAGGUUUUCGAGUCGACCAUCAAUAGAUUGAAUGAAUUUUUUGCGGAGGCUGAGAAAGGCUCUUGCAGUACAUAUUGUGAGGGUUGUAUUGGUUGCAUUACGGCGUAUCUAGUGUACAUGUGUUCCGAAACGCACUAUGAAAAGACGCUACGGAAAAUAUCCAAAUUCAUUGCUUCCCAAAAUGAGCGCAUAUACAAUCCAAAAGGUUUGCAAGUCAUCGACCCAACCUACCGUGGUUUACGUGUUAUAGAGAUAUCUGUGUUAGAUCGUCCAGGACGAACGUGACUUCCGCUUUCCCAUUCGACCGAAGAGUUCUUCAUGUGAAAUGAACUGUGAACACGAUUUGUUACACGAAAAAGAUUCGCUCCGUUCUUCACAUAAUGAUAAUUAUAAUAUGUUAUAGCAUUUUCUAAGCUGUAUUGGAUUAGUAUGAAAGCCAACUUUAGUUUAAUGUUUUUAGUUACACCUAACUGUAAUUGUGUAUAACUAAUAAAAUUGAGCUAGUGUAACCUGCAAA